Messenger RNA from Onychostoma macrolepis, 1953 nucleotides. RefSeq names its product neuronal differentiation 6b (gene neurod6b). Gene Ontology annotation, molecular function: protein dimerization activity. Lineage: Eukaryota; Metazoa; Chordata; Actinopteri; Cypriniformes; Cyprinidae. The transcript has 2 exons. The coding region runs from base 125 to 1069 and encodes 314 amino acids. The record is from RefSeq and is a predicted model, not a curated record.
GAGAGAGAGAGAGAGAGAGAGAUUAAAGGAAUUCUUACAGCUUCACAUCAAGCACAUGGGAGGCAGCUCUGCGCGUCGCGAGGAAUCCGAACAUGCGAGCUGAACACUGAAAGAAACAGGGACGAUGCUAACCGUACCAUUUGAAGACCCAGACAUGAUGCGCAAGUCUCACAUUGGUGCCACAUUCACCCGUCUAGAGACACCCAACAGCGCCGAGCUCAAGGAGACAGAGGACGACAACACGGACAGGGAAGAAGAGGAGAGAGAGGAGGACGAGAACUGUGUCACGAAGAAGAAAGGUCCGCGUAAAAAGAAAUUCUCCGACGGACACGGCGACCGUGUCAAGCUGCGCAGGAAUGAAGCGAACGCGCGCGAGCGCAGCCGCAUGCACGGCCUCAACGACGCGCUCGAGAGCCUGCGCAAAGUCGUGCCGUGCUACUCCAAGACGCAAAAACUCUCCAAGAUCGAGACGCUGAGGCUGGCCAAGAAUUACAUAUGGGCUCUAUCUGAGACUCUGAGCGCGGGAAAGAAACCCGACCUGCUGGCGUUCGUGCAGACCCUGUGUAAGGGCUUGUCUCAGCCUACCACUAACUUGGUUGCCGGUUGCCUGCAGCUGAACGCCAGAAAUUUCCUCACGGAUCAAAACGGGGACGUGUCGUUCUCUGGCAGGCCUCAGUACGAUUCUCUGUACUCGUAUCCUAACGCGGAGAUGGCCACGCCCACCGGCCUCAGCUCUGGGCCCCGAGACGGCGUCAAGCCGUUCCGACCGUACAACUAUUACGCGUCCUAUGAGUCCUACUACGACAGCGCCUCUCCAGAGAGCAGCAGCCCUCAUUUUGACGGCCAAAUGAGUCCCCCGAUUAAUUACAACGGGAUUUUCUCGCUUAAAAAGCACGAGGACCAAGUCGAGUACAGUAAGAACUGCCAUUAUGGGAUGAGAUACUGUAACGUUCCCGGUCGGGGCUCCAUGUACCGCGUUUCCCCAGACAGCCAUUUUCCUUACGACUUACAUCCCCGCAGCCAAUCGUUCCAGAGCCAGGACGAAUUAAAUACGGGUUACCAUAAUUAAAAGCGAGCAUAGGGGUUGGAUGCCAGUUACACUAAUCUGUUAAUUAAUUAGUGCUUGUUGCUGAUUGUUUUCGUUUGAUUUCGAUACACGAUAUUGAAGAAAAAAAAAAAAAAAAAAUCAGUUAUAGUCAAAUAUAUUAUUUCAGACUGCAUAGACUCUUAAAAAUAAAGGGGCUUUAAAGGUUCUUCACAGCGAUGCCAUAGAAGAAGCAUUUUUUUUGGUUCCACAAAGAACCAUUCAGUCAAAGGUUAUUUAAAGAACCAUCUCUUUCUUACCUUUUUAUAAUCUGAAGAACCUUCUUUCGUCACAAAGAACCUUUUGUGAAACAGAAAGGUUCUUCAGAGGUUCCUCAUGGAACCAUUUAGACAAAAAAGGUUCUUCUGUGACAUCGUGUGAAGCACCUUUAUUUUUAGAGUGUGUGUUGCUCAUGCAUUGACGCGGGCUGUGGUGGGCCUAUACAAUCAAUUGAUAAAAAGAAGAUGGAACUUAAAUUCUAAGGCUUUUCAAACAACAAUACUUGUCUCAUAUCCUGUGCAAAUGGAUUUAUUUGUGUGUUACAUGAAACACAAAAUCACGAUAGCAAUAAUGGAUCUAUGCAACGCAGUAUGACAAAUAUAUUACCGUGCAGACAUGUAAAUAGCCUUAUUGUGUGAAUUCUACUAUUCGUUAGACUUCUGUGUCUUUGGACUCUAGAUCUACUCACCAUUCUGACUGAUUCCGCGUAAUGUCAACAAUUAAUAAGGAAACUAUUGUGAUUUUGCUAUGUAAAAUGUUUUUUCCCCCUAUUUAUUUGGUUUAUUCUCUGAGGAGCGUCGGGUCUUGUGAAUGAUGUGAACUUGAGGAGCUCACUUCGAUCAACUUGUCAAAAUAAAUCUUGAAUGUGA